UAAAGAGCAAAGUUGCCUCUGGAAACAAGCCCUCACUGGAGGCUCUGGCAUUUGAAAUGGUGGGCAGGAGCACAUGUUGCUUAAAUUUCUGACAGUGGCUGGAGAUUACAGAUUGGUUAGGGGAGAGGAAGUAAAGUAAAAUAUUUAUAAAUUCUCCACUGGGUGGAGUCUGAGCAGUUCUUUGAAUUUCUCACCCUAAGAUCUGGCCUGUACAUUUUCAAGGAAUUCUUGAGAGGUCCUUGGAGAGAUUCUGGGAGCCAAACACUCCGUUGGGAUCCUAGCUGUUUUAGAGAACAACUUGUAAUGGAGCCUUCAUCUCUUGAGCUGCCGGCUGACACAGUGCAGCGCAUUGCGGCUGAACUCAAAUGCCACCCAACGGAUGAGAGGGUGGCUCUCCACCUAGAUGAGGAAGAUAAGCUGAGGCACUUCAGGGAGUGCUUUUAUAUUCCCAAAAUACAGGAUCUGCCUCCAGUUGAUUUAUCAUUAGUGAAUAAAGAUGAAAAUGCCAUCUAUUUCUUGGGAAAUUCUCUUGGCCUUCAACCAAAAAUGGUUAAAACAUAUCUUGAAGAAGAACUAGAUAAGUGGGCCAAAAUAGCAGCCUAUGGUCAUGAAGUGGGGAAGCGUCCUUGGAUUACAGGAGAUGAAAGUAUUGUAGGCCUUAUGAAGGACAUUGUAGGAGCCAAUGAGAAAGAAAUAGCCCUAAUGAAUGCUUUGACUGUAAAUUUACAUCUUCUAAUGUUAUCAUUUUUUAAGCCUACGCCAAAACGAUAUAAAAUUCUUCUAGAAGCCAAAGCCUUCCCUUCUGAUCAUUAUGCUAUUGAGUCACAACUACAACUUCACGGACUUAACAUUGAAGAAAGUAUGCGGAUGAUAAAGCCAAGAGAGGGGGAAGAAACCUUAAGAAUAGAGGAUAUCCUUGAAGUAAUUGAGAAGGAAGGAGACUCAAUUGCAGUGAUCCUGUUCAGUGGGGUGCAUUUUUACACUGGACAGCACUUUAAUAUUCCUGCCAUCACAAAAGCUGGACAAGCGAAGGGUUGUUAUGUUGGCUUUGAUCUAGCACAUGCAGUUGGAAAUGUUGAACUCUACUUACAUGACUGGGGAGUUGAUUUUGCCUGCUGGUGUUCCUACAAGUAUUUAAAUGCAGGAGCAGGAGGAAUUGCUGGUGCCUUCAUUCAUGAAAAGCAUGCCCAUACGAUUAAACCUGCGAGAUCGGAGCUCUUUAAUUAGGAAUGGAAUGCAACAGAUUUGGACAAGUCAAGAACAAGGUAUUUUCCAAUCAUCACUUCAUUGUCCCUGAUAGGAAAAGAAAUGUUUUGCUGAAACUUAACUUUGUGUCCCUUAGUGUAUUUUACUUUUUUAUUCACCUGAAAAUCAAAUACCACCUGUGAGAAGAGUGAUAAACAAAGAAAAGACCCAAAAGCCUACAAUAUCACGCUGCUCAAAUAAGUGUAAUUGUUCAGAUGUUACAACAAUGUUCCAUACAUAAAAUAUUGUGAAGAUGGGGAGAGGAAGUUUUCUUGUGAAUAAUAUUUAUAGUUCCAAGGUCAAAUCCAGUUUAAACUUUGAGUAAACUUUAGAGUCUGUAUGACUACUGACUCUAUUUGCCAAUUAAUAAUUAUACUUCAGUUGUUAGUAUUCCAAGAUUAGCUGGUUUAACUAUGUUUAAUAAGCCUUCUGUCAUCUUACUUUUCUGUUCUCUUAGAGCUUUAGAGAGACCAAAGAGUUUUUCACUGUUAAAGUGUUCAGUAUGUAGCCGAGAACCAUAUGGAGAACAUCAAAUACAGUGGAACAAAUGUAACUGCUAUUGAUGUCACACUUUGUGAAGUAGUCUUUGUUGCUUAAAAAGGGUGACAUCUACUGGCCAAACAUGUUAUUUCAAAUAAAUAAUAUCGAAAUAACAUUUCUUUUCAUGGUCCACUCAUUCACUCUUUAACAAGUAUUUUGAAGUAUAUAUGUUUGAAUUGUGUGUCCUUCUUUUUGACAAUUUGACUAUAUGUUGAUAGUGCAAUAAUUGUGCAGUUUAAGCCUUCAAUAAAGAGGUAGAAUGUGAUGAAAAUUGGAAGGAAACCUGAGGGGGCAUUCUUAGUGCUUGGUUAAACAGAAAGCUUAACAGUUCAUAAAGGCUGGUCUAAGAAAGGAAUUAUAAGCAUGGGUGACCCACCUUGUGUAGAGAGUGUAUCCCCAGAUAUAUAACAUUGCAUUUUAGAAGUCUAAUAUUUGGUAUAUAAUUUUUGAAAUAGUCCUU
Messenger RNA from Gorilla gorilla gorilla (western lowland gorilla), 2245 nucleotides. It is a transcript of the gene KYNU, whose product is annotated as kynureninase. Lineage: Eukaryota; Metazoa; Chordata; Mammalia; Primates; Hominidae. The transcript is spliced from 11 exons. Gene Ontology annotation, biological process: NAD+ biosynthetic process. Gene Ontology annotation, cellular component: cytoplasm. Gene Ontology annotation, molecular function: pyridoxal phosphate binding; kynureninase activity. Bases 304 to 1227 code for a protein of 307 amino acids. The record is from RefSeq and is a predicted model, not a curated record.